AGACCAGGUGAGAGUGAAAGAGCAAAGACAAGAACUGAAUGAAGUGGAGGAGGAACAUCGUAACUUUACAAUUCAAAGAACAAAAGCCAAAAAGACGCACACCUGCACUCAGUGUGGAAAGAGUUUCUCACUGAAAGGAAACCUUAACUCACACAUGAGAAUUCACACUGGAGAGAAACCGUAUACAUGCACUCAGUGUGGAAAGAGUUUCACACAGAAAGGAAGCCUUAACACACACAUGAGAAUUCACACUGGAGAGAAACCGUAUACAUGCACUCAGUGUGGAAAGAGUUUUUCUCAAGCAUUAAGUCUCAGUGUUCAUCUGCUCAUUCACUCUGGAGAAAAAACAUUUAACUGUGAUCAGUGUGGUAAAGAUUUUAUUUCAUCAUCAAAUCUAAAAGAUCACCUAAAAGUUCAUUCAGAUGAGAAGCCUUAUGCGUGUUCUCUCUGUGGAAAGAGUUUUUCAAGGCUGGACGGUUUUAAACAGCACCAGAAAACACACAAUGAAGUGAGAGAUUAUAUGUGCUUUGACUGUGGGAAGAGCUUUACUAGAGCUGCUGAUCUGAAACAGCACCAAAGAAUUCAUACUGGAGAAAAACCUUACAAGUGCUCAUAUUGUGAGAAGAGUUUCACUCAGGCUGGAUCCCUGAAAUUACACGAGCGAGUUCAUACUGGAGAGAAGCCGUACCAAUGUACUCAGUGUGGGAAGAGUUUCACCCAAUCAAGUAGUCUAUUGACUCAUAUUAGAAAGCAUUGUUUUGUGUCACAGUGAGCAAAUGUUUUGUUA
Molecule: messenger RNA, 787 nt
Organism: Rhinichthys klamathensis goyatoka
Lineage: Eukaryota; Metazoa; Chordata; Actinopteri; Cypriniformes; Leuciscidae
Product: gastrula zinc finger protein XlCGF57.1-like
Exons: 1
Coding region: 155-772 (205 amino acids)
Biological process (GO): regulation of transcription by RNA polymerase II
Cellular component (GO): PcG protein complex; transcription regulator complex
Molecular function (GO): DNA-binding transcription factor activity, RNA polymerase II-specific; RNA polymerase II cis-regulatory region sequence-specific DNA binding
Source: RefSeq, a predicted model, not a curated record